Microcebus murinus (gray mouse lemur) is the source of this 3769-nucleotide messenger RNA. NCBI's taxonomy places the organism in Eukaryota, Metazoa, Chordata, Mammalia, Primates, Cheirogaleidae. The record is from RefSeq and is a predicted model, not a curated record.
UCCGCGGGUCUCGCCGGGAUCUUCAGCGGGCAGCGGCUCAGCGCCCAGGCGGCUCCGGGCCUCGAAGGACACGGUUGGGGUACUCAGGGCGCAGAGAGCGGAGGUCGCUCUAGGUCCCAGCCGCCUGCUAGGCGUCUUCUGUAGCUCAGAAGUGGCGAAGACUCGGCUGCUGCUGAGUGCGGGAACGAGCCAGGCCCCAAGGAAUGGGGAUGGUGGCGGGGGUUCUCUGAGGUGACGGGCCACGGCUGAGAGCCGGUGGCUUCAACCUUAGAGCCCGUGCCCUGCCACAACGUAAUUGCCUCGCCCUGGGAAGGGGAGAGCGGGGCGUCGGCCUAGGAGGCGGGGAGGGCGCCUUGCCCGGGUGCGUGCGGAUGCGGAGUACGCGGCCCAGCCGCGGAGUUAGGGGAACCCUGGGCCUCUGCUUCUCCACAGCCAUCUCCAGGGACCUCUGGAGGCCGCCUGCAAAAUUUCCAACCCCCGGACCAAUCUGGCGGAAGGCCCAGCCAGGGUCAGAGGUCGUUGUGGGGAGAGACUCUCAACGCCCCCGUGCUACUGCGGGCUGCCAGGCUGGGGCCGAGUGGGUCCGGAGCUUCGAGAUAGGGUUCUUCAAUCCCACACCCAGCCGAAUCUGCCCCAGGGAAGGGGCCCGGGCCCGAGCCUCCCGCGCCCCUCCUCCCAGCCCCCAGGCCUGGCUGUGCUCCGGGGCUGGAUGGCGUGAAAGUUUCAGCCUCAAUCAGUACAAUCUUCCCUCGGGGUCACGUGAACAAAUAUGCUCGCAUUUGAAGGCAGCGUCUGUAUUUCCCGACUAUGAAGGGGUUUCCGGGGCUCUCUCCAAAUCCAGAAAGGACCACGUUCCGCAAGCAAAACAAAUCCCGAGCUCUGGGGGGCCUGGGAGGGCUGGGCAGAAACCCAGGAGUGGGUGGGGGCGCGGGUGGCCGCCGCUCCGGGCCUGAGAGCGGACGGGCAGGCGGGUGGACCGACGGGCGCGCAGCACAGGCGAAGCCAGCUCAGGGACUACGAACUCGUUCCUCCUGCGUUUAUUGGUAGUUGAACCUCAGCCUGGUUCCGUUCUACCGGGAAUUCCGUAUGCUCGGGUAUAUGGCCGCGUCUGCGAGCGCGCAAGACCAGGGUUGGGACAGUGUUGUCUGCAGACAAAGGGGGAAGGCUAGCUCUGCCCCCCACUGGCGCCCACUCUGAGGCCGAGGACACCAGGUUUAUGAUAAAUUGGGAUCCAGGUAAGCAAUUGCAUGACAAAAUGGAAAUCUUUGGGCACGGGGCGGCUUGCUACCCUGAGUGGGAUACUAAAUAUGAUUUAUUUUGUGUAAUCUCUGAUCUUGAUUAUUGCCAAUUGGUGAGGCAGCCCGCGUAGACCUAGAUACACUUCUACAUAUACAUCGAGCAUGGUGAUUAAUCGUAACGAGGCGCUCUUUGUGGGGACGUUCCCCGCCUACCAAAAGAUCUGCCUCCACAGAAUAUCAAAAGAAACCAGAAGAGCCUACAAAAAGAGACAAAAUUCAAGAAAACACACACAUACAUAAUUGUGCAGGUGACCUGGAGCCUGGGGGCUGGCCCAGCUCUCUCAGGAUUCUGAAGACAUUGGAGGUGGCAGUGAAGGAGACAGUGGUAGUCAAUGUUAUUUGAGCAGGGUCAGCAGGCCCUGGAGCUUCCUGAGUGCACAAUGCAGAAGGCUGCUUACUAUGAAAACCCAGGACUAUUCGGAGGCUAUGGCUACAGCAAAGCCACUGACACUUAUGGCUACAGCAACCCUCAUCAGCCCUACCCACCCCCUGCUGCUGCCAACACCCUGGACACUGAUUACCCAGGUUCUGCCUGCUCCAUCCAGAGCUCUGCACCUCUUCGAGCCCAAGCCCACAAGGGAGCUGAACUCAAUGGUAGCUGCAUGCGGCCUGGCACUGGGAACAGCCAGGGUGGGAGUGGUGGCAGCCAGCCUCCUGGUCUGAACUCAGAGCAACAGCCACCACAACCCCCUCCUCCACCAUCGACCCUGCCCCCAUCUUCACCCACCAAUCCUGGAGGUGGAGUGCCUGCCAAGAAGCCCAAAGGGGGACCCAAUGCUUCUAGCUCCUCAGCCACCAUCAGCAAGCAGAUCUUCCCCUGGAUGAAAGAGUCCCGACAGAACUCCAAGCAAAAGAACAGCUGUGCCACUGCAGGAGAAAGCUGCGAGGACAAGAGCCCGCCGGGCCCAGCAUCCAAGCGGGUACGCACCGCGUACACCAGUGCGCAGCUGGUGGAGUUGGAGAAAGAAUUCCACUUCAACCGCUACUUGUGCCGGCCGCGCCGUGUGGAGAUGGCCAACCUGCUGAAUCUCACCGAACGCCAGAUCAAGAUCUGGUUCCAGAACCGGCGCAUGAAGUACAAGAAGGACCAGAAGGCCAAGGGCAUCCUGCACUCGCCGGCUGGCCAGUCCCCUGAGCGCAGCCCUCCGCUCGGCGGCGCCGCUGGCCACGUGGCCUACUCGGGCCAGCUGCCGCCCGUGCCCGGCCUGGCCUACGACGCGCCCUCGCCGCCCGCUUUCGCCAAAUCGCAGCCCAAUAUGUACGGCCUGGCCGCCUACACGGCGCCGCUCAGCAGCUGCCUGCCACAGCAGAAGCGCUACGCGGCGCCGGAGUUCGAGCCCCACCCCAUGGCGAGCAACGGCGGCGGCUUCGCCAGCGCCAACCUGCAGGGCAGUCCGGUGUACGUGGGCGGCAACUUCGUCGACUCCAUGGCGCCCGCGUCCGGGCCCGUCUUCAACCUGGGCCACCUCUCGCACCCGUCGUCGGCUAGCGUGGACUACAGUUGCGCCGCGCAGAUUCCUGGCAACCACCACCAUGGACCGUGCGACCCUCAUCCCACCUACACAGAUCUCUCGGCCCACCACUCGUCUCAGGGACGCCUGCCCGAGGCCCCCAAACUGACGCAUCUGUAGCGGCCUCCGCUGGCCCGAACUCGCGGCGCAAUUACCUCUUCUGCUUUGGUGGUGGGGGUGGCGGGCGGGGCCCGCGGGGCAGCUGGGGACCCCCUCCCCCGCUCUGGCCCUGCCGCUGCCUCCCGGGUCUCUGGCCUCCAGCGGCAGAGGCGCAGGCGACCAGGCCUCCCCUCCAUGCGCGUCCUCCUUUGGGUGACUCGCCAUAAAUCAGCCGCAAGGAUCCUCCCCUGUAACCCUGACAGUGCCACGUACUGAGGACCGAGGGACUCUAGUCUGGUAAUGGUGUCCCAAAGGUAAGUCUGAGACCCAUCGGUGGUGUGCCCAGCAGAAGGAUCAGAGCCCUGAGACCCCUGAGAGCCCUGGUCCUGGCCCGCGUCUAGCUUAGUUUCGGAGACCUUAAUUUAUAUGCUCCUUCCCGUCCCGUAAGGAUUGCAUCGGACUAAACUCUGUAUUUAUUUGAAGCGAAUCAUUUCGUUUCCCUGAUUAUUUAUCCUUGUCUGAAUGUAUUUAUGUGUAUAUUUGUAGAUUUCUCCAGCCGAGUUUAGGAACGCGCUCCUAGGCCUUGGGGCCACAUUUCACCUCUUUAGUCCCCUUGGUCUGAACUAGUUGAGAGAGUAGUUUUGAACAGUUGUAACCGUGGCUGGUGUUUGUAGUUGAUGUAAAGGAUUAAGACCGCAAAUUGUCCUUCAUGGGUAGAGAGUCAGGAAACCCGGUGGCGUUGCAACAAGACACAUUAGUCAGUUCUCAACAGCUAUAGCCCUUGCCACUAGACACAGUUUAUUGAUUUCAAAUUGUCUGGUACUAUUUGAACAAAUAUUUAGAAUAAAAAAAAUUCUCAGU